Messenger RNA from Pelagomonas calceolata, 1842 nucleotides. Lineage: Eukaryota; Pelagophyceae; Pelagomonadales; Pelagomonadaceae. The record is from the annotation of a GenBank genome assembly.
CGUGGCUCGACUCUACAGCUGUAAGCGCUGCAAAAAAGUGUGCUCUGACAUCGCGCACAGUGCGUGCCGAGACAACGCAGCAAUAUGGCUGCCGCAUCACAGCGAGCCAUCCGAUUAUUAGCAGGCGCCAACGUAGCAGCACUCGGCACGCUCGGCGCAGCGAUUGCGUUGAAGCCCGACGGCGAUGCCACGACUGGUGGCGUCGUCGCCCAGGCGGAAGCGGUCGGCCGCGCGGCACGGCUCGCCGGCACGCUCGCCGUCGUCGCCGCGGACUACAAGGGCGUCGAGUGGUUCUCGAAUGAAACCAAGGACGCGUCGGCGAGCGAGCGCUUGAAGAAAGCAAUGGCCGAGCAGGAACUCUCGGGCCUGGAAGUCGAGCGCGCCAAAGACGCCGCCGCCCGCGAGGCGGGCGUGCGACGCGCGGCGGCGGCGCGCGAGGCCGUGCUGCGCGAAUCGGCGGCCGUCGCCGCCCAGGGUAGCGCGACGACGCCUUGGAACGCGGCACACGAGCGGAACGCGGCGCGACUGUUGCAUCUAGCAAGGGCGAACGGCGGCGUGUACGUGAAGAUCGCGCAACACUGCGCGCAGCUCGACUACUUGCUACCGCCCGAGUACACGACGGCCUUUGCCUCCUGCCUCGACGACGCGGCGCGGUCGUCGUGGGACGACGUCCGCGCGGUUGUGAAGGAGGAGCUCGGCGCCGAGCCGGACGAGGCCUUUGACGCGUUCGAGCGCGAGCCGAUCGCGAGCGCUAGUUUAGCUCAAGUCCACCGUGCGGUCUGGAAGGGAAGGGACGUCGCGGUAAAAGUGCAACACCGCGGUCUCCGCGAGACGAGCGUCGGCGACCUGGCGCUCUGCGGCGCGGCCGUGGGCGUCUUCGGCAAGCUGUUCCCGGCGUUUCGGAUGCAGUGGGUCGUCGACGAGAUUGCGCCGCACCUGCCGCGCGAGCUCGACUUCGUCGCGGAGGCGGCGAACUGCCGGCGCUGCGCCAAGACGUUCGAGCGGUGGCCGGACGUCGUCGUGCCCGAGGUCUUCGACGAGGCGACGUCGGCGCGCGUGCUGACGAUGAGCUGGGAGCCGGGCGUCAACGGCACGCGGAAGGACGAGAUCCGCGAUGAGCUGGGCCUCGACCCGACGGCAGUCGCGGCGCUCGUGUCGACGGCGUUCGCGUUCCUGACCUUCCACGACGGCCACGUGCACUGCGACCCGCACGCGGCGAACGUGCUCGUGCGCGCGUCGCCGGCGGGCCGGCCGCAGCUCGUCCUGCUGGACCACGGGCUCUACCGCGAACUCGAUGAUGAGUUUCGUUUGGAGUGGGCGCGCCUGUGGCGGGCGCUGGCGCUCGCGGACGUGCCUGGGAUUCGCGAGAGCGCCGAGGCUUUGGGCGUGGGCGACCUUUAUCCGCUCUUCGCGGCCAUGCUGACGCAACGCCCGUGGGACGACGUCGUGAAUCCGGACCUGGACUCGCUGCGGCGCACCGGCGCCGCGGACGACGCCAUGCUGAGGGAAUAUGCCCAGCGUUACGCGCAGGAGAUCACGGUCGUGCUCGACCGCGUGCCGCGACAAUUGUUACUUUUGUUAAAGAUGUCGGACUGCUUGCGGCACCUGGACCGCUCGCUCGGCGGCACGACGAACACCGACGUCGUCACGGCGCACGCGUGCGCCGACGCCCUGUACGCCGCUGACGGGCGGCUCCGGUCGUAUCUCCGCGUGAAGCUGCGGCUCUGGGCCUACGAGUGGCUCUCCGCGUUCCGCGGCGCGAACCUGGCCCGUCAACGCGAGGCAUCGGUCAGCGUGCCAGAGAUGACGUCGGGGUUUGCGAAGGAUGACCGAGGUGUGUAA